Messenger RNA from Talaromyces amestolkiae, 1647 nucleotides. RefSeq lists its product as uncharacterized. Lineage: Eukaryota; Fungi; Ascomycota; Eurotiomycetes; Eurotiales; Trichocomaceae. The transcript is spliced from 4 exons. The coding region runs from base 1 to 1647 and encodes 548 amino acids. Gene Ontology annotation, biological process: amino acid transmembrane transport. Gene Ontology annotation, cellular component: membrane. Gene Ontology annotation, molecular function: amino acid transmembrane transporter activity. The record is from RefSeq and is a predicted model, not a curated record.
AUGGAAGGCGCGCGAAAGUACCCCGAGGACAAGGCCGUCGGGCCCGAUGUGACACAAGAUGUGAGCAGUGGCGAGUUGAUAGACGACAAUCAUGGAUUGAAGCGACACUUGAGCAACCGUAAGGUCCAAAUGAUCGCUAUAGGUGGUGCCAUUGGAACCGCCAUGUUCGUCAGUAUCGGUGGCGCAUUGAAUACGGGAGGUCCGGCCGGCUUACUGUUGGCUUACGGGUUGUAUUCAUGCGUGAUCGCCCUCGUUAAUAAUUCCAUGGCCGAGAUGGCGAUUUACAUGCCUGUCAACGCCUCCUUCAUCCGCCACGCUUCGGUCUGGGUCGACGAUGCCUGGGGUUUCAUGGCCGGCUGGAACUUUUUUCUCUACGAGGCCAUUUUGAUUCCAUUCGAGAUUAGUGCCUUGAACCUGGUCAUCCGAUUUUGGAGUGACUCUGUGCCGGUUGGAGCUAUUUGCGCUGCUUGUAUUGUGACUUACGGAUGGUACGGAGAAGCCGAAUUUUGGCUAUCUUGGGGAAAACUUCUUCUAAUGGGGAUUGUUUUUGCUUUCACUUUUGUCACCAUGGUUGGAGGUAACCCUAAGCACGAUGCAUACGGUUUCCGGUACUGGAACAAUCCUGGCCCAUUUGCCGAAUAUCUAUCUGGAGGUGCCAUGGGCCGAUGGGAAGGUUUCCUUGGAGCUUUGUGGGCUGCUAGUUUUGCUAUCGUUGGCCCAGAAUAUAUGGCCAUGGUAGCUGGAGAGGCCAAACUUCCUCGUAUUACGGUCAAACGUGCUUUCAAAGCUGUGUAUAUCCGCUUCGGUGUUUUCUUCAUUGGAGGUGCCAUCUGCGUCGGGAUCGUGCUCCCAUCCAACGACAAGACCCUCGUUGCCAAUGAAGGUAGCGGAACCGGUGCUGCUUCGCCAUAUGUCAUUGCCAUGCAAAACCUCGGUGUCAGCGGUCUGCCGCACUUGGUCAAUGCAUUGCUAGUAACGUCUAUAUACUCUGCUGGUGACGCAUACGUGUAUUGCGCCUCCCGAACUCUGCACGGAUUAGCCCACGAUGGACACGCUCCUGCUUUCUUGAAGAAAUGCACCAAAUCAGGUGUCCCAAUCUAUUGCCUUCUGAUCACUAUGCUCUUCCCAUUUUUGUCUCUGCUCCAGCUAUCAAAUGGUGCUUAUGUGGUCCUUACCUGGCUUAUAAACAUCGUUACAGCCGGUGGUAUUAUUGAUUACAUUGUUAUCUGUGUCAACUACAUAUUCUUUUGGCGUGCCUGUAGAGCCCAGGGAGUCAACCGUCGCGAAUUCGCAUACUACGCCUAUCUCCAACCUUGGAGUACUGUCUUCGCCCUCUGCUUCGAGAUUUGCGUUGUUGUAUGCUACGGCUACGUCAACUUCAUGCCUGGGAGCUUCGAUAUCUCUUCUUUUUUCACUCACUACGCUAUGGUCUUCGCAGCUAUUAUUCUCUUCUUCUUCUGGAAGAUUUUCAAGCGCACCAAAUUUGUUAAGCCUCACGAAGCAGAUUUGGUCUGGGAUCGACCGGCUAUUGAGCAAUAUGAACUGACGACUCUUGAUCAGGAUAUUGGUUUCUGGAGAGAAAUUCUAGAGAUUGUUGGCUUGAAGAAGAAGAAGAAGGUGUCAGGGGAAGAGGCAAUGACUUUUUAG